AGUCGAAGUCAUUGAUAUUCACAUUAGCUCGAGAAUAAGGGAAAGUUAUUUCUUGGUAUAUCUUGACCUCAAUACUUUUAAAUUCACUUUAGUUUGCUUGUGUUAAAGACAUGGGGCUGUACUUGGGUUAACUGUACGGAAAAACGGCAAUUAGAGAUAAUAACGAGUUUCAAAAUUAUACUGAAAGUGAAUAAUAUUCCUGCUCACCAGUUCAAUAUUGCGAAUGCAAUCGCACAGUGAAUUAGUUACAGAAAAAUAAUUAUAGAAGAUGAAAGUGAUUGUGUUACUCUGCGCGCAGUUAUGGUUUCUAUUAGGUACCGAAGCGUUCAUUAUUCCAGAUGAGCUGCCAUCUAUAUUGUCUGUUAUUUACUCCAACAUACCAACAAUCAAGAAAGGUACUGAUUCUAGGUUAGGAUGGGGGUUUCGACUAGGCGACCGAGCAGAUUUUCAAGUGAUGGUCGAAUUAGGUCCUCAGACUAACACUCAGCCUCUGGCUAAUCAAGGAGAGGAAAAUAAUCGAAAAAGGAAUACUCUGGAAAACUUAGCGGAAACAUUAUAUGCCCAAAGAGAACUUGAGAAGCAACUUCUAAAAACGAAACCGCCGAAAAAAAAAUCUAGUUCCGAUGACAACGCAGCUGGAUGGCUCAAAUCAUGGAGCAAAUCUGUAGGUAGAGGCACUUCUAAGGAUGAAUCUUCACUUUUAAAAGCACGUCCUGGCUUGGCAAUUGGAGAAAUCGACGCUAAAUCUGUAAUACCUGAAGACAGUGAAGAAGACAGCAUAUUUCAAGAAAAAACAAAAAAUUUCGUUAAGACGAUGACUUCAACCGAGAAGUCAACGACAUCAAAAGAGGAUGCUUUGGAUAACGUAGAUUUAGACUAACUAACUUGAUAUUUAAUUACUGUUGUUGAAUGAUUUAAAGUUUAUAAUUAUGUGAUGGAUGAAUCAAGUUAUUUAUUUUGCUCAAUAUUUAAGGAAUUUAUAAAGUGUAGAUGAAAUAUAGAACUAUUUUAAUAAAAUUAUAUUCUAAAACAAAA
Molecule: messenger RNA, 1035 nt
Organism: Leptinotarsa decemlineata (Colorado potato beetle)
Lineage: Eukaryota; Metazoa; Arthropoda; Insecta; Coleoptera; Chrysomelidae
Gene: snsl
Product: snustorr snarlik
Source: RefSeq, a predicted model, not a curated record